AUGGGAAGAAGCCAGAUGGACGACCUGCUUGCAAAUCAUGGCGGUCUGGAGCAAGAUGAGGCUCUAUUGGCUUCAAACAUCGUCCAUUCUACACAAAAGAUCGUAAUGCGAUCACAAACAGAUGGUCUCAAUGUCUCUGACCAAUCGUUCCUGGUAAAAUUGCCAGAAGCUCCGAAGUCAGAGGAAACAAGAACAACGGACGCCCUUCAAAAGGAUUCCGAAGAAGGCAUGCAGCCUCUUCAAAGCGAGGCUGAUUCCUCUUUGCAGAGCUUAGCAGUGGAAGCAGCCCAGAGCCACCUCGUAACAGUCCCAGCCCAGGCCGAUAGAAGCGAGCAUACCCCAGAAUCGCAGAGGCCGUUACUGACACUCAGCAUCCCGAAAACAAUGCCAAAGAAUACCCUUGUUGACUAUAAUGGAAGCCCCCGCAUCCGGAUCCAAUCAGAGAUAGAAAACGACAUUGGCUCAUCUGACUUGCCGAGUCGACCGCAUGCUAUCGGUAUAGCUGGUUCUAGCUCCAGUGAAUAUGACCGAGACUCUGAUUCAGAUUCUCUAGAUGACAGUCCCCGAACAUGGUCGAAAUACAAACGAGACAUGUUCAUGCAGUAUGGAAUUAGUCCUGAAGAGCUGACCCCGGGAGAGAAACUGAAGAAUCCGUUCAAAGAUUGUAUUAGGGUCGAUCUCAGCAAUGUGGGUCAGAUCGGCACAAUAGCUCCCCAAGAGGACACCGAGGACUUACCUGUCCAGAACCAUGAUCAGGCUGAUUUGCCACUGGUUUCUGAUAAUGGUAGUUUAAUUUCAGAAAAGAGAAUCCACGCUGUUGACCCAGAGGAGGCUUCGACGGUGAUAACGAGUUCUUCUCAAUACAUCAUUGAUGAAAUCCGAGCAAAGGUGGGCCAGAUCCACAGAGAUCCUUCUAGGCCAAAACCUAUGGAAGCGUCCGGCGCCGAAUCAUGUCCAAUGCUUGAACAUGGUGACUCUGAUCCCCUUGAAUGGAUCACUGCUCUGCAGAUCGCAGAGAGAAGUGCACACAGUGUAUUGCUAGAGACCAACCAGCAUCUAUCGAGCGAUCUCGCGGCGGAACAGAAUUCAAUUCGUCAGGUAUUGCAGAUCCUCCGACAAGGAUGUAAUCACAUUCUCGACGACUUGUUCAGGGCUCAGCAAGUGCGCAUGGAGCUGUACCGCCAACAAAUGUCCUCUGUCAAGGAACAGCACUCCCAGAUCUGCCAGGAAUUGAUUCGGGGGCUACAGGAGCUAGACCAUCGGGUGCAGCAGGAACCGUAG
Molecule: messenger RNA, 1281 nt
Organism: Penicillium macrosclerotiorum
Lineage: Eukaryota; Fungi; Ascomycota; Eurotiomycetes; Eurotiales; Aspergillaceae
Exons: 2
Coding region: 1-1281 (426 amino acids)
Source: RefSeq, a predicted model, not a curated record